AUGGCAUCUCUGCGCGGCACUCAGCAGCCAGAGCUCUCCAAGAAGUUGUACAAGAUCAUCAAGACCGAGAACCACGUGAUAGGCGCCCAUGAGGCCGCUGCUCGUGAACAAGUCAGUGUUGCAAGACAGCUCUCAGAAUGGGGUGAAGCGACAGAGGAUGAAUCCAUCUCAGAGGUCUCAGACAAACUCGGCGUUCUCAUGGCGGAGAUUGCAGAACAGGAGGAUGCCUAUGCCCAAGCGCUGGAGGAUUAUCGAGGAGUCCUGAAGCAGAUCCGUAAUACCGAGAGCUCAGUGCAGCCCAGCCGAGACCAUAAGGCUAAGAUCUCGGACGAAAUUGCCAAGCUCAAGUACAAGGAGCCUCAAAGUACCAAGAUCGUUCAGCUUGAACAGGAGCUUGUCCGCGCAGAAGCCCAGAGCUUGGUCGCAGAGGCGCAGCUGACCAACAUUACACGUCAAAAGUUCAAGGAAGCAUACGAUCAGUAUUUCGCAGCAACGAUCGCGCGUGCUGAGAAGCAGACGAUCUUGGCUAAGCAUGCCCGUCGACUUGUCAACCUUGUGGACGACACGCCGAUCGUUCCUGGAGAUUCACACCCUCCCUUCGCAAGUGGCGAGGACGCGAGACAGGUUCUGAACGAUGCAGAAGACGAUCUUCGUAACUACGAGUUGCAUGUUGAGCCAAUCCAUUCCAACGCUGGCAAUCUAGGCGUAGGAGCAAUGCCUGGGGCGCCAUUGGGUGCCACUGGUAAUGCCCCUGUGCAGAACAGCGCUCAAUACCAGGACACGAUCGGGACCAGUGAGGAUGGCGGUUAUGCUGAGUCGAACGUAACAGGCGCCGAGGUUGGGAACCAGCCUCCCUAUCCUGUAUCAGCAGCAGAGAAGCUGGAACAGCAGCAGGCUACCGAGCAGGGCACUCAGCCUCAGCAAACGCAGCUCCAACACGUUGCAUAA
This is a messenger RNA of Boeremia exigua, 948 nucleotides long. RefSeq names its product Eisosome component PIL1-domain-containing protein. The coding region runs from base 1 to 948 and encodes 315 amino acids. NCBI's taxonomy places the organism in Eukaryota, Fungi, Ascomycota, Dothideomycetes, Pleosporales, Didymellaceae. Gene Ontology annotation, molecular function: lipid binding. Gene Ontology annotation, biological process: endocytosis; eisosome assembly; negative regulation of protein kinase activity. The record is from RefSeq and is a predicted model, not a curated record. Gene Ontology annotation, cellular component: eisosome filament; plasma membrane. The transcript has 3 exons.